Messenger RNA from Acipenser ruthenus (sterlet), 2990 nucleotides. Its product is annotated as dual specificity testis-specific protein kinase 1. The coding region runs from base 885 to 1919 and encodes 344 amino acids. Gene Ontology annotation, cellular component: nucleus; cytoplasm. Gene Ontology annotation, molecular function: protein serine/threonine kinase activity; ATP binding. Lineage: Eukaryota; Metazoa; Chordata; Actinopteri; Acipenseriformes; Acipenseridae. Gene Ontology annotation, biological process: protein phosphorylation; actin cytoskeleton organization. The transcript is spliced from 10 exons. The record is from RefSeq and is a predicted model, not a curated record.
ACUACCAGGUAUCCCUGCCUCGAAUGAGAAAAAAAACUAAACAAAAACCCGUUGCAGUUCUGUGCAGGCUGUCUGCAAAGAGAAGGGAAGCACGGGAUAGACGUUGAGACUGAAGCACCUCUCCCUCUAUGAUUGUGCCUCCAGGGCAGCACAGAGAGCUGAAGAAUAAUGAACAUACAUAGUUUCCCAAGGUAGGUUUACCUGCAGAGACUUGCCUUGGCUAUAAAAGUAACACGUAGAAACUUGCUGAAAUGUGUAAAGUGACAGUCUGAACAAACAGAUUUUGACGAGAGAAGAUAAAUAAGAAUGAGAAUCAAGCGAUUGCUACCACGCGUCCAUCUGACGUCAACUAGGCUAUGUGCUAAAACUCACAUCUCACUGUUGUCAAAAGUUGCGUCUUCCCACAAGCACUGGCAUCGGUCAAAUGAGUGAAGGGCAGACUGAGGCUGGUGAUGCAGAGUUUCUAGGACAACCCCUCCGAGAAGAGCGAAACAUGCAUUUCCCCUGAUCAGCUAAACUAAAGCGCCUCUAAUGACGAGACACUGAACGCAUUGUGUACCCAGUACAGUCAGCAGCAGCCGCGUUGAUCACAGAGAAGAGACACAGAGACUGCGAACGCUGAAUGGACAGAAGUGAGGGAGAGAAUCCGGCCGCAAUGCACCGAAGGGAAAUACAGUAAAUCAAAAAAAGCAAUCAACAUUAUCUUAAAAACUUGAGGCAACCAGGAAAAAAAAACGGACUUGAUCAUCACUCGUAGUAAAUCUCUCCCGGCGUACAGCAACUUAUCUGACUGUUUUUCAAUCGGCAAACAGCUGCUGGAUAAGCACAGUAACCCUGCCCAGUGUGAGAGGAGCCCCAGUCUACUCCGUCCCUCCUCCUCCACCAUGCAUAUGAACAGCAUGCUGAACCAGUGCAUUGAUAUUCCAGCGAUGUGUGAGACGGGAAUCGUCUCUUCGGAGCCGACAAGUCCCACUCAGUUCUACGGGGAAUCCUCCGACACCUAUUAUCAUGUGGACCGCUGGCAAAAACUCCGGACCGCCGUCAGGAAGCUGGAAUUCUGGGAGAACUUCAGCGCCGAGCUGAUAGGGAGCGGCUUCUUCUCCAAAGUGUACAAGGUGAUGCACAACACCACACGCAAAGUGAUGGUCGUGAAGAUCUACAAGAAGGACGUGGACCAGGACACCAUCGUCCGAGAGAUCAGCCUCCUGCAGAAGCUGUCUCACCCCAACAUAGUCAGAUAUCUGGGCAUCUGUGUGAAAGAAGACAAGCUGUAUCCAAUCCUUGAGUAUAUGAACGGAGGCUGUCUGGAGGAGCUCCUCGCCACUAAAGAGAUCUCUCUGUCCUGGAGAGAGAAGGUGGACCUGGCCUCUGACAUCACCAGAGGAAUGAUCUACCUGCACUCCAAGAACAUCUAUCACCGGGACCUCAACUCCAAGAACUGUCUGAUCCGUGUGACUCCGCGGGGGAGAGAGGCCCUGGUCACUGACUUCGGGCUGGCCCGGGAGGUGGUGGAGCUGCCGGUGAAGGACCCCGAGAGGAAGCUGUCCCUGGUGGGCUCCGCGUUCUGGAUGGCCCCUGAAAUGCUGCGGGGAGAGCCCUAUGACAGGAAGGUGGACGUGUUCUCAUUCGGGAUCGUCCUGUGUGAGAUACUGGGGAGGAUCACGGCUGAUCCCGAGGUGCUGCCCAGGACGCAGGACUAUGGGUUGAACGUGGCAGCUUUCCAGGAGAUGGUGAGCGAGUGUCCUCAGAGAGUGCUGGAGCUGGCCAACAGCUGCUGCAGGAUGGAAGCUUUUAAAAGGCCAUCUUUCACAGAGCUGUUGGAUGAGCUGGAGGAGGCUGUGGAAGGCCUGGAGCCCAGCAAAGCCAGCCAGGUAACCCAGGCAACCCAGGGGACCCAGGUAACCCAGGCGACAGGGUGAAGCUGACCCCGGCACUGCCUGAACAGUGCGACACAGUGAAAGACAAUAAACCACAGCCACAGUAUUAAAGGGGUCUCCUCCACCCAGGAACAGUUCAUAUAGAAGACGGCUUUAUAUUGAAAGUGAGUCUGCAGACCUGGACCGGGUUUACAGCUCCAGUGUAGCAACUUCUUACUGCUCUUCAUUUCCAUACGGUGCACUUUACUGCGGUUCUGCACAACGUUUAGCUGGGAGGCAACUGCCUUAACAAUACAACCCAACAGCAAAGUGAUCCGCUUCUCUCUCAGCCCGUGACACGCUCCAGAAUCUUCUGUUGCUGAUAGAAGCAGGCCAGCUUCCCAUUUGACCUUAUUUUGACAGAUAUUUCCAUAUUCCCAUAGAGUAUUUAGUAAGAAGUAAUUCAGGCAAUUAGCUGUGACGAGCUACAAUUACCAUCCCUAUCAUUUCUCAGCAGGGUGAGAAGUAUGUUGAUUCAUGCAGUUACAGUAUAUUGUAUAUUAUUUAUAACUGCAAUAGUUAACCUUAUAGUCAUCUCUAUGUUCAUGUUCCACUGUGUGACGCGAUUGUACAGAGCUGUAAAUAAUUGUGUUGUACAUACUUGGUAAAGCCUUUUGGAUUUCUGUUUGAUACUCGCUCUAGCCGUUAUUUAAACUGUGGUGUAGAUGCAGACACAUAUAGUGCCCUUUUAGAAGGUUUAGUUUUGCAUUUACAACCGUUUCAUGCAAAGCUGCAAAGUUAAUAGCGAGGGGCUUGCUGUCUGGUUUUGCAGCCCCUGAUCUGUGUUCUAUGUGUACAUGGGUUUGAUAUAAGCUUUAGCAUUAAUUUUUUCUUUUCUGUAACCUGAAUGGCAAUUGUUUUAAGACUUCUCCGAAAUGCUUGCUCAUAAAUAUUUUUUAUUGUUGUGUGUUUUUGAGUUUGAUUGUAGUUUUUGCAAAGAAGAUUAAAAAUGACUGACAGUUACCAUGAGCCCAGCCCAUGGAUUUCUGUGAUAUAUAUUUAUGUAUGUAUGUAUGUAUGUGAAUAACAGUAAAGUAAUGUGGUCUGCAAAUAAAUAUGUUUUGCACUUAACAA